CGGUGGUAGCAACUAGCGAAGCUGCCCUUACCAGCCGGCUAACGGGUGGCAUAACAGUUUUUAUAGUAGAGGUUUUUUUCCUUGUCCAUAAAGAUGACCGUAGAAAACGUGAAUAGUUACAACCGCUUGUGGGUAGAUCGCCCACAAACGUUAGCGGUCAUAUCGGAUUUCUUCAUCUUCAUGACUGGUGGCAUGAAUCUGGCUGUCAGCGUCGGUUGGUCAAAAAGAGAAUACACUCAACAGUUCCGCAUCUGUUGGUAUAUUGGCGUAGCGAUUGGGGCCUUCAUUGCUCCGCCACUUGUCCAGUGGAAACGCAAACGGUUGUUUAUUAUACUUCCCAACAUCCUAGUCGCCGCUUCGGCCAUUAUCGCUGUCUCAGGCUACCAGUAUCUAGGCGUACUAAUCGCAUCUCGUUAUAUUGACGGCAUUUGCAUUGGACUUGCCACAGUAUCCUUUAUAACGCACGUCAGUGAAAUUUCCUCUGAACACCGUCGUGGUUUCUGUUUGGCUUUCGAACAAAUUGGCCUCGCUAUUGGUGUCUACAUUCAAAUGCUCUACACCGCACUCUGGAUAACUGGCACUAACUUUAGCCCAAAUCUUCUGAUGGGCCUGUGCAAUCUAUUCUUCGGCUGUGUUGCUGCCUUUAUGACAUACACCCAAGUUGACUCGCCCGUUUUCCACAUGCGAAAAGCUGAUGAACCUAACGCUGUAGCCUGCGUAAAUAUUCUUUACCAGCCACCAAUCAUGACCGAAAACAAACAAGAUGUAAUCACCGAAAUUAAAAUGUAUGUGGCCAUGAACACUACGAUGUCAGUGGGCAAAAGUAUAUUAAAGGGAUUGAUGCCACUGAUCAAAAUGAUAAUCUAUCGCAGCAUGCUUUCGUUCAUCAUAGCGCUGCCGAUUAUGUUGGCGCUAAAUAAUGGUGGUUUGGUGAGUGCACCAAACGUUAUCAAUUGGCAUCCGAUACUGUACGGAUUUCUCGGCUUGCUCGGCCCCGUUGUGGGAUCGACAACACUGGGUGGCAUAGGACGCAAAUGGUUGAGUUUGGGAGCUUUGGCGGUCGCAGGAGGCAUGUUUCUCGGCGUGGGUAUAAUCUAUCAUGAAAAGUCAAAUAUGACAAAUGAGGUAAAAAUGUCAAUGGUUUGUGCCCUGCUGAUGAUCGCUCAAUUCCUGGGUGGCAUUUUCGCGCCCAGUACAACAGUUUACCUCGGCGAGGCAUUCCCGCUCAAGGUCAAACCCUAUUUCAUUGGAAUUUGUGUGAUUGUGCAAAAUAUUGUUGGAUUGAUUAUAGUUGUCACAUUCAACUACGAUUCGUACAACGAGUUUGUUUUCUGCAUCACUGUGGGCGUAAUUAUGAUUUUUUUCGCUAUGGUUUUCUGCUUCACUCUGCCAGAAACCAGAAAAACGAAACUGCGUGAGGCACAAGAACAAUUCGCAUAUUUCUUUAAUUUUAAGAUUUCAUAAUUCAUAAGUUUUGAGCUGUCAGAAAAGCUUUUUUAGAGGGAUUUUGUAAUUUUGUAAAGCUUUCGUAGCAAAAAAACUGUGCUUAACAUUCGUAUGACUAAUUUUGUAAAGCGUUUUAACAGUGUUUUUACCACUCCGAAAUAGAAUUGUGCGUUCACGUAAACGAUUUCUAAAAGCUUUUGUUGAGUGUUUUUGUCAUUUUAUAAAGCUUUCAUAACCAUAAAACUGUGCUCAGCACUCGCUUAACUGAUUAUUUAAAGCUCGCCGAAAAUAUUGCUGCUGCGAAAGCUUUAUUUAACAUAUAUUCAAAGCUUUCUCUAUUGCUCGGCGAAAGUAUUACUGUUGUGAAAGCUUUAUUAAUUUUUUUAUUCAAAGCUUUUACUUCAGCGGCAUAAUAGAAAAAUUCAAAAGAGCGAUUAUUUGUUAUAUUUAGCUUAAAGAUUUAUAUUUCAUUAUUUUACUCGAUUUAAAAUUAUAGCAAUUUUCUAAUGUAUUAAGUUUAUAUAAAUAUUAUUUCAUAAGCAUCA
Anastrepha ludens (Mexican fruit fly) is the source of this 1991-nucleotide messenger RNA. RefSeq lists its product as uncharacterized. The transcript has 3 exons. Lineage: Eukaryota; Metazoa; Arthropoda; Insecta; Diptera; Tephritidae. Gene Ontology annotation, biological process: transmembrane transport. The record is from RefSeq and is a predicted model, not a curated record. Gene Ontology annotation, molecular function: transmembrane transporter activity. Gene Ontology annotation, cellular component: membrane. The coding region runs from base 94 to 1464 and encodes 456 amino acids.